AUGCUCGAGGUGCUGGACACAGCGGGCCAGGAAGAAUAUACCGCGCUACGAGACCAGUGGAUUCGGGAUGGCGAGGGUUUCGUAUUGGUGUACAGCAUCACAUCGCGCGCCUCCUUCUCCCGCAUCACAAAAUUCUACAAUCAGAUUAAGAUGGUCAAGGAAUCGUCAAGCUCCGGUUCCCCCUCCGGCCCCAGCUAUUUGAACUCGCCCAUGAACGCCUCAUCCGGUCCCGCAAUGCCCGUCCCCGUUAUGCUAGUCGGCAAUAAGAGCGACAAGGCCGUCGAGCGCGCAGUCUCAGCACAGGAAGGUCAAGCAUUGGCCAAGGAGCUAGGAUGUGAAUUUGUCGAGGCUUCUGCGAAGAACUGUAUCAACGUGGAGAAGGCCUUCUACGACGUUGUCCGCAUGUUGCGCCAGCAGCGACAACAGGCGGCAGGUGGCCGUGGCGCAGAUCGUCGUCCGACAGGCUUCGGAUCGGGCCACCGCGAUCGCGACGCAGGCCCCGAAUAUCCCAAGUCCUUCCGACCCGACCGCUCGCGACAUCGCAGUCGGCUCCAGUGUACUCUCUUGUGA
Messenger RNA from Penicillium expansum, 570 nucleotides. It is a transcript of the gene rasB, whose product is annotated as Ras small monomeric GTPase RasB. Gene Ontology annotation, molecular function: GTP binding; GTPase activity; GDP binding. Lineage: Eukaryota; Fungi; Ascomycota; Eurotiomycetes; Eurotiales; Aspergillaceae. Gene Ontology annotation, cellular component: plasma membrane. The coding region runs from base 1 to 570 and encodes 189 amino acids. The transcript has a single exon. The record is from RefSeq and is a predicted model, not a curated record. Gene Ontology annotation, biological process: signal transduction.